This is a messenger RNA of Penicillium soppii, 1890 nucleotides long. Its product is annotated as DEAD/DEAH box helicase. Gene Ontology annotation, cellular component: nucleus. The record is from RefSeq and is a predicted model, not a curated record. The transcript is spliced from 9 exons. Lineage: Eukaryota; Fungi; Ascomycota; Eurotiomycetes; Eurotiales; Aspergillaceae. Gene Ontology annotation, molecular function: RNA helicase activity; RNA binding; ATP binding. Bases 1 to 1890 code for a protein of 629 amino acids.
AUGGAUCCCUAUAAGUAUGAGCAUACAUCUGCUGCUUCGGCUGCAGAUGCCGGCUCUGAUGCUGGCGUUGAUGCGAGUGGCUCCGUUCACGAUUCCCACGUGGCACCCGUGCAGCAAGGCGUGUCUGCAGGUGUGCUUUCUGGCAUCGGCCCCAACGCUGAAGAAGCUGGCCAGGUUGCUCGUGACAAGGGUUGGACUGACCCCGUUCCCUUCAAUUACUCGGACUUCAACAGCAAGGAGCGCGGUGACUGGGCUGGUGUGGCUGCUCGCUAUGAAUGGAAGGAUGAAUAUGGUGAUGUCGGUCCUGCUAUUCCUGAGUUGGAGGAUCAGCUCUUCCGAAGCGAAGAAAUUCCCCGUGCUGGUAUCAAGCUUGACGACUUGAAUAAUUACAAGGUUAAUGUGGAAAGCCCAAACGAAAUCCACGCUGUUACCGAGUGGAAGGACUUUGGUUUGCACCCGAUCAUGCUCGAAAACAUUCGCCUCUGCCAGUAUGAUCGCCCCACUGCUGUCCAGUCUUAUGCUAUUCCGGCUGUUUUGAAAAAUCAAGAUUUGAUCGCGGUGGCUCAGACUGGCUCGGGGAAAACUGGUGCUUUCCUCAUCCCCAUUCUUUCCAAGCUGAUGGGAAAGGCGAGAAAGCUGGCCGCACCGCGUCCCAGUGCUCUCCACGGAUUUUAUCCUGCUAGCGAUGCCAUUCGAGCGGAACCUUUGGUUUUGAUUGUCUGCCCCACUCGUGAAUUGGCCUACCAAAUCUUUGAUGAGGCUCGUCGCCUCUGUUAUCGCUCAAUGCUUCGCCCAUGUGUUGCUUACGGAGGUGCUCCUGCACGUAUACAGCGCGAGGAGCUCCAAAAAGGAUGUGACAUUCUCAUUGCUACUCCUGGUCGUCUCCUUGAUUUCAUGCAACAGACUCACGUUCUUUCCCUUCAUCGUGUUCGUUACACUGUCAUCGACGAAGCUGACGAAAUGCUGGACUCUGACUGGGAGAAAGAGUUUAAGAAAAUCAUGUCGGGUGGAGAUCUCAACGAGGACGAUGAUCACCGAUACAUGAUGUUUUCGGCCACCUUUAACAAGGAAUUCCGCAAGCUUGCUAAGGAUUAUCUUGCUGAUGACCACGUGCGUCUCCGCGUUGGAAGGGCCGGCAGCUCCCACCGCAAUGUCGUGCAAGAGGUAAUUUGGGUUGAUCAGAACCAGAAAAUGAAGGCCCUUUAUGAUCUUCUGAUCAGCAUGCCUCCUGUUCGCACUUUGAUCUUUGUGAACAGCAAGGAUCAGGUCGACUUCGUCGAUGACUAUCUUUACAACUCGGGAAUGCCAACUACUUCUAUCCAUAGUGGACGGACUCAGCUUGAGCGUGAGGAUUCUAUGCGAUCUUUCCGAUCCGCCAAGUGUCCCAUCAUGGUUGCCACUGGUGUGACUGCCCGUGGUGUGGAUGUGAUUAACGUCCUGCAUGUUGUAAACUAUGAUCUUCCCAGUGCCAUGCAUGGAGGAAUUACUGAGUACGUUCACCGCAUUGGUCGUACUGCUCGCAUUGGCAACGAAGGCAUUGCUACUUCCUUCUACAAUGAGCGCAACGAAGAUCUUGCCGACGACCUUGUAAAGAUCUUGGUGGAAUGCAAGCAGGUGGUCCCCGACUUCCUGGAGCAGUACCGCCCCGAUAGCGAAGAAAUCGACUUUGACGACAAUUCAGAGGACGAAUUCUUUGAUACCGGUGCAGACGAAGCCGAUCCUUGUGCCAAAUCCGACGCUGGGUCUGACGCUUGUUCCAAUGCUAUUGAAGGGGACGAGAAUCGAGCUGCUCAUGAUUUCGAAACCGAUGGUCUCACCGAAGAAGAAUCCGUUGCCAAGUCCAGCCACCAACAGCAAGGGUGGAUUGGGCCAGUCUCAAUGGGCUCCUAG